This is a messenger RNA of Dibothriocephalus latus, 1515 nucleotides long. The record is from the annotation of a GenBank genome assembly. Lineage: Eukaryota; Metazoa; Platyhelminthes; Cestoda; Diphyllobothriidea; Diphyllobothriidae.
AUGAUCUUGACGACUUGGGUGGCUAAGGAGAUCCUAGACGUUACUGUAGAUCUUGUUCAACGGCUGAAACUACUGUUUGUCCACGGUCAUCCUUAUUAUUGUCCUGUGCGAAAUCAGCAUCCGCAAGAAACGAACUACACAGAUUCCACGGAAUAUCCUUCUGGUACAGAACAUCCUGCUUUCCACGCUGGGGCCUCUACCGUACCUGUUCAAUUAAACACGUCUUUCCCCGCUGCCCGGUGGGAUCAGGACAGUCUCUGCAGAAACAAAACUCCAGCUCGUUCUCCUGGGCGAUUCCAACCACCAUCUUCCGCAAUCCAUCAGCGAUCUUCUGGUGCAAGCUCCGCCGGUUCCUCACCUACAACGCAAAGCAACGCAUCAGUUUCCCAUCCCAGGUCUUACAGUCACGGUCAAGCAGAACAACUCCGGCGGUCUAGAGAGUCGACUACUUUUGCACUCAUUGACAAUCAGCUCUCAAAACCUCCGCUUAACCAGGUGCGCGACAUGUACUUGCAGAACCGCGGUGGUUCCAGUACUUCUAGUUCCACACCAACCAGGACGACGAAAAAAGCAAACCUGUCGGCUGUCCACACUGUUGUGCGUUUUAGGAUUAGGGAGUACCUACUUCCCAUGAUUGGUCACAUGCGGAAGAUGUUGGAUAUCCUCUUUUCGUCGCAGUAUCCGGAUUACAAUUCGAGUGUGCGCGACGUACUGGCAUCCCAACUUUUCGGUCAGACACAAUUGCCUUGUUCUCUUUCUUGCGAAUUUUGUGAGCGCUUCCGAUAUCAGUUGGAUAGACAGACGCCAAGUAGAAAGCUUAUCUUUAGCAGAACAUUAAUGCCAACAAAAUCUUCUCCACCGUCAGAUAAACACCUUGCCACAAUGUCCGCACCAGAAUCCGGUGCCAGUCGUGCUCCCAGUCCUGAUCGAGACUAUUCCACUAAUGGACUAUCAGCUGUAGAAACGAAGCCAGAGCCUUCGUCGGAAACCACUCCCUUGUCAUCCCCGUCUUCGCCAUUACUCAAUUUUGACCUACUUGAACCAGCCUCGGAAGCCGAUCUCUUGGAGGAACUUCUUGACGUUGUGGACGAGGUUCAUUCCCUACCCACUUCUCAGGACCACCUAGAUGAAGUUCGUCUCCCAGACAUUAAACUUUCUCCCUCGCGCAUUCGUUUGGACAGCGUCUCAGCUCAACUUCAGGAGGGCUUUGAUUUUGAGUCGAUGUACUGGCCGUCCGGCAACCUGGACUUCGACGUCUGUCCCGAAGAGUCGGUUGAGCUGCAAAACUUAAUUCUGGGUUCCAAUGCCGAUGCCAAAUUUGACUCUCUUGCUGACGACGUAUCUACCUUACCAGCUCUUGACGACCUCGAGUCUCUGACCAAGACUCCUUUUUCGGAUUACACUUCUCUUGACUCAAAUGUGAGCGUUAAGAAAGAACCAUUUUCUUUGCAGUUUCCCCCACCAAGAUCAUGCGACUCUAGUAGUAGCAGUUGUGAAAGUCAGCAACAAUACUAA